Messenger RNA from Leptopilina boulardi, 2125 nucleotides. Its product is annotated as facilitated trehalose transporter Tret1-like. Lineage: Eukaryota; Metazoa; Arthropoda; Insecta; Hymenoptera; Figitidae. The transcript is spliced from 3 exons. The record is from RefSeq and is a predicted model, not a curated record. Gene Ontology annotation, molecular function: transmembrane transporter activity. Gene Ontology annotation, biological process: transmembrane transport. Bases 28 to 1515 code for a protein of 495 amino acids. Gene Ontology annotation, cellular component: membrane.
AAUAAAACCUCCACACGCAUCAGAGAUAUGUCGGAGGAAAAGUACGAGUAUGAUAAAUUAUACCAAAGGAAUAGUAAGAAAUCUGAUACUCAACUUUUUGAAAAUGGAAAUCGUUUGGUCCAGUACGCAGUGGGAUUUGCAGUUUGUAUUGGAAUUGUUGGCUUGGGAACACAUAGAGCAUGGACUUCGCCUUCAUUGCCAUAUUUAAAAAAUCCAAAUCCAUAUUUUAUCAUCACCAAUUCACAAGGCACAUGGAUCGUUUCACUAUUACUUGUUGGCGAUACAAUAGGCAGCAUAAUUGAUCCUAUAUUUAUUGACAGACUUGGAAGAAAAAAAUCUAUAAUUAUAUUUACCAUACCGGCAAUAAUUAGUUGGCUAUUGAUAAUUUAUGCGGAAAAUUAUAUCUAUAUCUAUAUAGCGAGAUUACUCGCUGGUAUUCAUCAAGGUGGUACAAUAAAUGUUUUAAUAAUUUACAUAUCGGAAAUUGCAGAAAAACGAAUACGAGGAAUUUUAGGAAAUUUGAUGCGAGUCGCCAGUACAUUUGGCUAUUUUAUUUGUACAGCAUUGUCGGCAUUUCUUCCAUUUAAAAUUUGGAAUUCCAUUUGUAUGUUGAUACACGUGACAUUUUUUGUGAUUUCAUUUUUUUUGCCAGAGAGUCCAUAUUUUUUUUUUAUGAAAAAUCACGAUGAGAAUGCUGUGAAAACUCUCGUGAAACUUCGACAAGUCAAUAGUUCAAAGGAACUUGAUUUAGAGAUUCAGGAAAUUAAAAUAACAAUCGCUGAACAAAAAUUGAGUGGAAAAAUGGCAUUAAUUCAAUUAUUGGGUAAUAAACAACAUUGGAGGGAUUUGAUUAUUUCGUCAUUGAUGUUAGUGAUUCAAUUGUUUUCUGGUAUUUUAGCUGUUAAUUUUUAUACUGAAGAAAUUUUGAGUUACAGUGAUUUCUCCUUGGAAGCAAGUUAUCAAGUGAUGAUUGUCACUGGAAUAACAGUUGUCGCGUGUGCUUUCACAACUUUUUUUAUCGAUAGAUUCGAGAGAAAAACACUUUUUCUCUAUUCAGGAUUAUUGUGCUCCUUAUCAUUAGCUGUAAUUGGUAUUUUUUUCUUUAUGAAAUUUUAUCUUGAAAUAAAUGUUUCUUCAAUUAAAUGGCUUCCGCUUUUAGGAUUAGUGAUGUAUAAGAUUUCAUAUUCAUUGGGAAUGGGUCCAAUACCUGAUAUAUUGAUGGGGGAAAUUUUUCCUAUUAAUAUAAAAGCUACGGCUAUUUCUUUUAUUGUUGUUGUAACUUCGAUAUUUUGUUUAAUAACCGCUGCUGGUUAUGAAAUUUUAAACAAAAUGGCAGGAAUUUAUGUGACAUUUUUUGUUUUUUCAAUAUCGGCGUUUCUAGGGCCAAUUUUAAUUUACUUUAUCACCCCAAGUACCGCGGGAAAAACCCUCGAGGAAAUUCAAUUGGCAAAAAAUAGAAAUAUAAGAGAACGAUUGGAAUCCGAAAGACUCAAGUGUUCGAAUUUUUUAAAAUAAGUAUAAAUGAAAUUAUCGAGCUUUUUUUUUAAUAAAAUAAGUAUUAUUUUAAAUAUUUACAUUUAAAUUUUACAAAUUUCUUAUAAAUGAAAAAAAGAUAAAGAUAAAAUUAAAUUAAAGACAAUAAGAAAAAAAACUUAAGACUGAAUUCACUGAAAAAAUUAUAUUCUAAUUUUAAGAAUAGAAUGGCGCCUAUUUUAAAAAUAUUUUCUUUUGUCAUGUAGAAUAUGUUUUUAAUUUAAAAAUUGUUUUUUUAUUUUAUUUAUAUUCUAACUUUAAGAAUAAAAUGCAUGGGAAAUAUUCUUAAAUAGGCGCCAAUUUAUUCUUAAAUUUAGAAUACAAAUUUUUUCAAUGAAAAUAUUUAUAAAGCAAAAGUAAAGAGGGAAAUAAAUAGAAAAUUUAGGUACAAUAAUUUUUUAUGAAAACAACAACAAUAAUAAUAAUACUAUGGUAAUUACUAGUGACGUAAUUGUAAUUGAAGAAGCACCAUUACACAAAUCAGUGGAACAAAUUUUGCGAUAACCCUUUAAAUAUUUGUUAUUAGCAUAUUUGAAUUGUCGAAAAACAGUUUUUGUUUCUGCUUCAAAACAAAAAUAUAAAUCAAAGAUCU